Dicrocoelium dendriticum is the source of this 5152-nucleotide messenger RNA. The record is from the annotation of a GenBank genome assembly. Lineage: Eukaryota; Metazoa; Platyhelminthes; Trematoda; Plagiorchiida; Dicrocoeliidae.
GGUGAGUUCGUUCCUUUUUCUCGAUUAUAUACCUAUAUUCAUUUGUUUCUUGCGUAAUUUUGGUACUUUGAUCGUGUUUUUGUUCAUCCUUUAUCUUUUCGACUCACAUUUCGAGAGUGGCAUCUGAGUCGUUUCACAGCGUAACCAUGCUUACUUUGGCUGUUCCAAGUUUCAUGGAACACAGCCCAGAGGUUUGGUUUAAGAUAUUCGAGAUCGAACUGGAAAAUAAGGGCAUUACGGCGGACCGUCCGAGGUACAAUCAGCUCGUCCCACGCCUUCCUUCGUCGGUUGUGACGCUGGUUGAGGACAUUCUACUCUGCCCAUCGAAUGAGGCAAAGUAUGAAACAAUGAAGCAAGCGAUUUUAAAAGAGUUACGGCCCAGCGCACGAACUCGAUUUGAGCAGCUCAAUGGUCUCAAGCUUGGAGAUCGCAAGCCGUCGGCGUUGCUCCGCGAACUUCAGCGCAUCGCUGGUCCCUUAUUCUUGAGCGAAGAAGGGAUAAAGGAGCUGUGGUUUGCACGUCUCCCAGAGCCAUUGCCGGUAUUGCUGUCCAUGUUUAUAGAUACACCCCUGAAAGAAUUAGCUACCAAGGCAGACGCUGCGUUCGAACGUUUUCCGCAGCAGACGACCAGUAGCUCCGGUGACGUAUUCUCACCGAUGAAAACCGAAUCUCAUGUUUGCUCCCAGUCGUUAGGCCGAUCUGACUCUAAAGACGAGGAAAUUGCGCUACUUCGCAGCAGGAUAGCAGCAAUGAAGGCUUCGAAGCAGCGUGUGCCACGGUCAAAUGCUGACCACGUUUUGGCUACCGUUCAUUGCGGCUCGUCUGUGCCUGCACCGAGUACGUCACGUUCGGCACGAAAGCGCAACAUUUUCCCUACAAGUUCUCAGUCAGAUAAUGUCAAACCCGUCGAAGAAGUAUGUUGGUAUCACCGCCAAUACGGUGGAAGAGCUAGACGUUGUCGGGCUCCCUGCAUUAGGCACGACCCAGCUGCUUCAGGGAAAACGAAUAGCCCGCAUACUAGCACGACAAACGUAUCAUUCAAUAACCAAGCAAACCGACUGUUUUACGUUAAGGAUCGACGUUCUUCCAUCACUUUCCUCAUCGACACGGGAGCGGAAGUCAGCGUCAUCCCAGCGACCGCUAACGACAAGCACUCAGAGCCUACGUACAAUUUGCGUGCGGCCAACGGUUCUCCGAUAGCUUCAUUCGGUCAGCGCAUGAUGAACCUGGACCUCAAUCUUCGCCGAGAUUUUCAGUGGGUCUUCAUGGUUGCGUCUGUACCCUUCGCAAUUAUCGGUAUCGACUUCCUCCGACAUUUUGGGUUGCUUGUUGAUGCUGGUCGCCACAGACUUUUAGACGACCGUACUAAACUAGGGGUUGAAGGCGUUCUUACGGACGCCCCGAUAAUCAGUCCCGUUUUUCGAAUCGCCGAUGUACCGUCAGAUUAUGCGAACCUACUGUCUGAAUACCCGCGACUGGUACGACCAGCUGCAGAGCUUCCGCCAGUCACGACAGAGGUCGCUCAUCACAUAGUCACGCGUGGUCAGCCAGUUAGCGCACGACCAAGACGGCUUGCUCCUGACAAACUACGUGCAGCACGAGCUGAAUUCGACCACAUGCUUCAGCUCGGUAUCGUCAGACCGUCCAACAGCCCAUGGGCGUCGCCUCUGCACAUGGUCCCGAAGAAGGUCAUGGGGGACUGGCGUCCUUGCGGCGACUAUCGAACCUUGAAUACGGUUACCACGCCUGAUCGCUAUCCGAUCCCACACAUAGUGGAUCUCACCGCCAGUCUGGCGGGUAAAAAUAUCUUCAGCAAAAUCGACUUGGUACGCGCAUACAACCAAAUUCCGGUAGCCGAAGCGGACAUCGCUAAAACUGCCGUGACGACUCCAUUUGGUUUGUUCGAGUUUCUGCGCAUGCCAUUUGGCCUAAAGAACGCCGCGCAAACUUUUCAGCGCUUCAUCGACCAAGUUUGUCGCGGCUUAGACUUCGCUUACGCGUAUCUCGAUGACAUUUUAAUCGCAAGCUCUUCACGAGAAGAGCACAUGCGCCACGUACGAACACUUUUUGAUCGUUUAUCUCAACACGGGGUGACGAUCAACGCAGAAAAGUGUUCGUUUGGUGUCGAUUCAGUCAACUUCCUCGGCCAUCGUAUCUCCUCUGCAGGCGUCGUGCCACUGCAGGAUAAAAUUCAAGCCAUCAUCGACUACCCCGAGCCUCAUUCUUUCAAACAGCUCAGGCGUUUUGAUGGCUUGUCAACUUUUACCGACGAUUUAUACCCAACUGCGCCUCGCUGAUGCAACCCCUCACGGACCUUCUCCGAGGGAAACUCAAGAAAUUCGAAUUUCCUGCCGCAGCACGCGCUGCUUUUAAGUCGCUGAAAGAGGCUAUCGCCAACAUAGCUUCUAUAGCGCAUCACGAUCCGGCCGCCCCACUGUCCCUCAGUACUGACGCCUCGGACGUGGCAGUCGGCGCUGUUUUGCAGCAACGAGUAGCCGACACGUGGCAGCCCUUAGCGUUUUUCUCCAAACGCCUACAACCUACCGAAUCUCGCUACAGCACGUUCGGUAGAGAACUACUAGCCGUAUAUCUAGCGAUACGUCACUUUCGACACGUCCUAGAAGGCCGCUCCUUUGUCGUCUUCACCGACCACAAACCCCUGACUUACGUGCUCGGCUCGACUACCGACCGAUACUCUCCUAGAGAGUCGCGCCACCUUGACUAUAUCGCUCAGUUUACGACCGAUAUACGGCAUGUCUCAGGUGUGCACAACGCCGUCGCCGAUGCACUUUCCCGCAUCCAAGCUAUCUCCGCUGACGCCGGCACUGCUAUCGACUUGGCAGCCAUGGCCACAGCACAACUCAACGAUCCUGAGGUUGAUCUACUACGCAGGUCUCCCUCAUUGGACAUACGACCCGUUCCGCUGACAUCAUCAGACGGAACUAUACUCUGCGAUUUAUCUCUGGGCACGCCGCGCCCAGUCGUCCCACGCGAGUUUCGGCAGACCGUGUUCGACACGUUGCACGGCUUGUCUCAUCCAGGCGUUCGUGCAUCGGUUAAACUCGUAACCGCACGAUUCGUUUGGCGCAAUGUUAAUCGGGACGUCCGUACUUGGGCAGCUGCUUGCCUUCCGUGUCAACGCGCGAAGGUGCACAAGCACACGAGAAGCCCAUUAGGCACGUUUCCGACGCCAGACGCACGUUUUCAUCACGUGCACGUCGACCUCGUAGGUCCUCUGCCGCCUUCCAAAGGCUCUGUGUAUCUACUGACCUGUGUCGAUCGAUUCACUAGGUGGCCGGAAGCUAUUCCCAUACCUAACUGCUCUUCGGAAACAGUAGCGAAAGCUUUUCUGGAGCGCUGGGUAGCUCAAUACGGCUGUCCCGCCAUCGUGACCACCGAUCGAGGGUCACAUUUCUCGUCAACCUUUGCCACGUUGCUUAAGGAUUUAGGCUGUCGCCACGUUCAGACGACAGCGUAUCAUCCGGCCGCUAACGGCAUGGUGGAGCGUUUUCACCGCCAGUUGAAGGCAGCGCUACGUGCGCACGCAGAUCCUUCAUGGUCUGAAACGCUUCCCCUCGUUCUCCUAGGCUUAAGAAACACGGUUAAAACCGAUUUCGACGCCACACCAGCGCAGCUAGUCUACGGUUGCACGCUGCGGUUGCCCGGACAGCUGGUAGCACCAGCCCCAUGUACUUCCACUUUUGACUACGGAAGUUACACUGAUCGAUUGGCUCACCAGAUGCGUGAGCUACGUCCACCCGCUCCUCGAUCGCAGAAGACACCAGUGUACGUGCCCGAGAAGCUGUCUACGUGUUCACACGUCCUUCUUCGCGCAGACGGUGUUCGACAGCCUCUUCAGUCGCCGUACAUAGGACCUUUCAAGGUGCUACAUCGUGCGAGUAAGGCGUACACUAUUGACCGCGGUGGUCGACGCGAAGUCGUCACCAUCGACCGUCUGAAACCCGCCUUUAUGGAAGAAACUACCUCGCCUACUUCGUCUAGUAGUGCUUCGUGCGACGUCACAACUCACCGCACCAGCUUACAGCAUCCUAGUGCAGUUCAACCAGACCACGAUCUCGGUCUACAAGCUUCAGCCGUCCCGACAUCUCCCGAAUCUAGUCCGCCGCCUCCCACGACCAAUCGCCGUGGUCGGGAGGUGCGUAAGCCCGUUCGUUUCUCCGACUAUGUACAGUGUAAAUACUUUUAGCUUUGUAGAUAUUGUAUAUAUUUGCCCCAUUUUUGGUCGAUUAACGUUUUGAAAACAAACAAAAAUAUCAAAAACCUCCGAAAACCUUUUUCGAAAAAAUAUUCAAAAACCAAAAAAUUUAAACACGCAGAUCAUUCGUUUGUUCUUUUUGGCGUUUUCUGCGCGUGUUUUUCUAUUUCUCGUCUCUACAUGCCCCAAACCCUCCCCUUCGAUCGACUGGCCCACACGAGGAAUGUUUUCGAGGACCCUGGCGCGAACGCUGGUCGCUUCUCCGCGCGACGAGUGCCGCUUCUCCACGAAACGGUUGUCGUUUCUCCGCAGGACGAGUGUCGCUUCUUCGCGGGACGAGCGUCGCUUCUCCGUGGGACCAUGGUCGUUUCUUCGUGGGACGAGGGUCGUUUUGGCGCGGGGCGGGGUGCGGCGGGGGGAGAGACCACUCCCAAGCGCACCGUUUGGCAGCAGCGGAGGUUGAGGUCCUGUCGGCCUUUUUCUGGGCUAGCCAGUUUUUUGUAGUCCGACAAGCCCGCUCCAACGGCUCGCCGAAAUGCACCCUGCCCUGCAAUCAAUAAAUAACAAAUCACAAACGGCACAGCGGACUCCGACUUCCGACGAACCCCCAUUUACACGAACGCUCGCUCAUUUUUACUCGGCACGAUUUUGCCUUACGAACCUUGUUUCAACAGUCCUUUUCGAUUUCGAAGGCUUUCUAUGUUCAGCCUUCUAGGGGGGAGCUCUGUAGCGCCCUAAAAGAUAACUGCUAUCUUUCAUGUACAAUUUAAUUGUUGACCGAUUGUACAUUACUCCUUCUUGUUUUAAUCUUCCUUACAACCGGCUCGUCACUCGACAGCCUUGUAAGUUCCCGCGCUCACGUGUUCGCUCUCGUCUCGCUUCAUCCGUCCGCUUCUUAUUGUAGCCCAUCGAAUACAGUCCGCUGUGUCCGACUCC